Trichoderma citrinoviride is the source of this 1734-nucleotide messenger RNA. RefSeq lists its product as hypothetical. The transcript has 3 exons. The record is from RefSeq and is a predicted model, not a curated record. NCBI's taxonomy places the organism in Eukaryota, Fungi, Ascomycota, Sordariomycetes, Hypocreales, Hypocreaceae. Gene Ontology annotation, biological process: protein targeting to membrane; peptidyl-L-cysteine S-palmitoylation. Bases 1 to 1722 code for a protein of 573 amino acids. Gene Ontology annotation, cellular component: endoplasmic reticulum palmitoyltransferase complex; extrinsic component of endoplasmic reticulum membrane.
AUGCCAUCACGUAACCGCCAGGCCAGAGAGUCCAUCACCCGCACUAACCCGAUCGAGCACGCGCCCCUGAUUAGCCGAUACGAGUACGGCCUCAACGCCAAACCAUUCUCAGCGCCUCUCCGGCCGUGCAUUUCCAACCCAGCAUUGCGCUCCACGGCCUCUGCGGAAGCACCUGAUUUCCGCCCGUCUUUCUUCCCAGCCUCAGCGUCGAGAGAAUCUCGGGCCUCAGCUUCGCCCGGCAGCAGCUGUCCUGCGCCGACCGGCUGCGCCGUUUCCGCCUUUCCCACGGCUUCGUACGAGCUCCAGGCAAUUUCCACCGCGACCGGCCCGCCCUCCCUAGGCGCGCAGGCAGCUUCUCGCUUGGACACCUCUGUUCCAGCCUCAACCUCAGCCUCAGCCUCGGCUGCUGCUACUGCUGCUGCUGCUUCGGCCUCUCACCAGCCUGCCCUUCCAGGACCUUCCAAGGCGCCGCAUAAUCCCGUCUUGCAUAAGCGGAACCAGCACUCCAUCUUCCGCACUCUCGCAACAUCAGCCGGUGCCCCAACUCGCCUUCAGCGCCUCUCUUCUGCGCGACUGUGGAAUCCCACAAACUCAACGCCCAGGUCUCCUGCCAACUCUCACAAGCGGCGCCCUUCCAGUCCAAUUGAGACGCCCGUCCGGCUGCAACACCCGGCCCUCGACCAGUCAACCAACACUGCCGAUCUCAACGUCACUGGCGCUGGCGACUAUCCUCUGCUGACGCUCACCGAGCAUAGACAGGCGAGGCACUCUUCGUCAACACCCAUCAGCUUUCAGUUCGACUUGAGCGGGACCGAGAACAAGCGCAUCAGCUUGCCUAGUUCAGUCCGCGCUUCGUACGACGAAAGGCGCUUACAAACCCUCUCUCCAACCCGGUUUGAUCGCCAGAGUAGAGCCAGCGGCGAUUUCACCAGUGAAUCGCCGCCGCCCACCAAAACGCCAAAGGCCGACAAGGGCAAAGGCAUCAUGGUGCCCGACAAUGAUGAAUCGGGGCAAUCCUACUCCAGGGACCUGGAGCGAGGGCCUGAUGUAAUGGACCACCGGCGCUUUUCCAACAUAUCAAUUGGGGACGGAAUAGGGUCUGCCAUCUCAUCAUCCAACUCGUCAAUCAUGGGCGAAGAAGUCCAGCCGGACCUAGGAGAAUCGUGGGGACCGCAACACCCUUGCUUCCCUCACUUGAAUCCCCAUGUACCACCAGAUUCUGCAGAAUAUGCCAAGACGCGGAUCAUCCGAAUUCGCCGCGACUGGCUUCUCCAGGGGGACCUCGCUCCUACGUUUUCGAAUCUGUACCCCGAGAUCUUGGAUCCGGCCGGGAUCCCCGAGCCUGAAUUCCGCCGCAUCAUAGACAAGCUCAACAAGGAACUGAUACCGGCCUUUGAUCCCUACAAUCCCCGCAAUGUGAUGGAUGCAUUCUUGGGACUUGUUACUGGAUGGCUAUGGGACGACUUUGGCAUGACGGGCAUCAAGUCUCGACUGAACCACUUGGAAGCGUGGAUUGAGAAUUGGAAUCGGGAGAAGGAAAAGACUACGUCUUCUGAAGAGGGCAUUUUGCCGCCAAAACUCAUUUCGCUCCGACGCACGGGGUACAUGACUCUGGAUAUACAAAUACCAGAUCCGGAGAUUGCCCCAGCUCCGAGUAGCACAGGCGCUGCCGAGUCAAUCGCAGCUCUGCCUAUGGAGCCGGCGCCGGUGCUCGUCGCAUAAACAGCAAAUGCG